This is a messenger RNA of Boeremia exigua, 1934 nucleotides long. RefSeq lists its product as uncharacterized. The transcript has 3 exons. The record is from RefSeq and is a predicted model, not a curated record. Gene Ontology annotation, molecular function: metal ion binding; hydrolase activity, acting on ester bonds; nucleotide binding. Bases 96 to 1877 code for a protein of 593 amino acids. Gene Ontology annotation, biological process: nucleotide catabolic process. NCBI's taxonomy places the organism in Eukaryota, Fungi, Ascomycota, Dothideomycetes, Pleosporales, Didymellaceae.
CGACAUAAGAAGAAGGGUCGUGAACACCGGUCUUUCCCCAGUGUCUCCACAUCUCGCAAAUCAUCGUUCCUUGUUCAGAUCUCUACAGUGCAGAAAUGAGGUUCUCCGCAGCAUCGGGCGCAAUCGCGCUGUCGGCGGCCGCCCUCGUGAGGGCACAGGAUGUGCUCCACAGCAGGCAUCUUGGAAAGCGUGAUGUCAGUGCUGAUGGAAACUACAACAUCACUUUCUUCCACGUCAACGAUGUCCACGCCCAUUUGGACGAGUUCUCGUCCUCUGGAACAGACUGCACCCGUCCUGAGAGAGGCUGCUUCGGAGGUUAUGCUCGCAUCAAGACCGUUGUUGAACAGCAGCGACCCAACUACAACAACAGUCUCUGGCUAAACGUUGGUGAUGAGUUCCAGGGUACCCUCUUCUACUCAUUCUACGGAGGCGAGAAGAUCGCCGAAACCUUGAACCAGAUGAACUUCUCGGCCAUGACUCUGGGCAACCACGAGUUUGAUGGUGGCGAUGAGGCCCUCGGACAGUUUUUGGUCAACCUGACAUUCCCGGUCAUCUCUGCCAACAUUAACUCGCAGAAUGAGAAGGUCAACAAGACGGUCAAGCCUUACCACAUCUUCCAGGAGCAUGAUCUUGCCCUGAUCGGUGUCACUACCGACGAGACCCCCAGCAUCGCGAACCCAGAUGAAACGACUGUCUUUUCAGACGUCGUUGAGGCUGUACAGGGUGCUAUCGAUGAGAUCAAGGCCACAACCAACAUCACCAGGAUUGCUGCCAUCACUCACAUUGGCUACGAAAAGGAUCAGGAACUUGCAAAAGCCACUAAGGGUCUACAGCUAAUCAUGGGAGGUCACAGCCACACUCUUCUCGGCGAUAUGGAGAAGGCUGAGGGCAAGUACCCCACCAUUGUCGACAACGCCGAUGGCGAUGAGGUUUUCAUUGUCACCGCAUACCGCUGGGGCGAGUACAUUGGUGAUAUCGAGGUUACAUAUGAUGCUCAGGGCAAGAUUAUCUCUUACCAAGGCGCACCCAUUCAUAUCACCAACACGACCGCGCAGGAUACCGAACUCCAGGCUCAGAUUGAAUCUUGGCGUGGACCCUUUGAGGAGUUUGCUGCAGAAGUCCUCGGCACAAGCGAAGUUGAGCUGGAUCAGACUGCCUGCAGACGCCAGGAGUGCUUACUCGGUGACUUUAUGGCAGAUGCCAUGCUCGCCUACCGCAAGAACAACACCGACGAUGUCGAUUUUGCUAUCAUUAACGCUGGCGGUAUUCGCGCAACCAUCGACCAGGGCGACAUCACUCGUGGUGAGGUCUUGACUUCAUUUCCCUUCGGAAAUUCAAUUGUCCAGAUCGAGGUUGACGGGAAGUACCUCUGGGAAGUUCUCGAGGGAAUUGUGACAGGUGUCAACGUUGCCAACGGAAAGGCGGUCACCUCGUUCCUCCAGGUCUCAUCCGGCAUCAAGGUUGAGUACAACCCCGAGAACAAUAACGGCACAAAGCUUAUUGCUGUCACUAUUGGCGACCAGCCUCUCGACAACAGCACAACCUACCAAGUCGUCACCCUCGAUUUCAUUGCUGGCGGUGGCGAUAACUUCUUCACACCUACAACUGAUUUCGUCAGUCUUGACACUCAAGAUCAGGUUCUCACACAGUACAUCCUUGCUCAAAGCCCUGUCAAGAUCGAGCUGGGCAAUCGUAUCGAGGCUGUUGACCGUCAACGCAACUCCACUGCUGGAGGCAACGGAACAGCGAAUGGGACAAGCCCCUCUGGUACCGGAAGUCCCGCCCCUGCGGCUACAGGUGCGGCUGUCCAGCAACUUGGAUCUGGCCUUGUUGGUGCUACCAUCCUCGCUACCAUCGCUGGUCUCUUAAUGCUGUAGACGUGCUGAAACGAAUAAUGUAAUAUAAAAAAAUCCGAGUUAGCGUUUGAGCAGAAC